AGGCAAAACUAUAAAUCUUCAUCCUCUCGGAUGUAAAUAGAAUUCUGAGUAGCAAGGAGAAGACAGUGGAUUCGCGUAGUGCGGAACAUUGGCAGCUCUACUUUUUAUUUCAAGCGGACGUCGAGCAUACAAUACGGUGAGUGAUGGCACGUACUAAGCAGACGGCUCGUAAGUCUACCGGAGGAAAGGCGCCGAGGAAGCAGCUGGCCACCAAAGCUGCUAGGAAGAGUGCACCAUCCACCGGUGGCGUGAAGAAGCCGCAUCGUUACAGGCCUGGCACUGUCGCCCUGCGAGAGAUCCGGCGUUAUCAGAAGUCAACAGAACUUCUGAUUCGCAAGCUCCCCUUCCAGAGGCUGGUGAGGGAAAUUGCCCAGGACUUCAAGACCGACUUGCGUUUCCAGAGUGCUGCUAUUGGGGCACUUCAGGAAGCCAGUGAGGCAUACCUGGUGGGGCUUUUUGAGGACACCAACCUGUGUGCAAUCCAUGCCAAGAGGGUGACUAUAAUGCCCAAAGACAUCCAGUUGGCUCGUAGGAUAAGAGGAGAGAGAGCCUAGACUGCAUUUCAGCUGAUUUGAUCAUUUUGCCUGAAAUGGCAGUUACACAAUCUAUUUAUCAUACUUUUCCACGUUGUGGACAAUUUAUGGAUUUUAUUUUUUCUUCCUUUUUUUUUUUUUUUUUGGUCAUGUGUAUUUAAAAUGGGAUGGAGGUCAUUGUAAUCAUUCCAUGAACUAACUACAGGCUGAGUUACUUGAGUCCUAACUGAUUGGUCUCUGUAGACUACUUCCUGGUGCUCAGUGAUACUCUCCCAUUGUCCUUAUAUGUUGUGUAUUAAACAUUUUCUUUUUUGCAUGUGAAUUGGGAAGCGAGUCCUCUUAAAGAGGAUAGCUCAAUAUCAAAUUACUAUCCUUUUUUUAAAUGGUAAAAUUGCAGGGAACUUCCCUUCACGUGCAAAAAAAAAAAAAAAAAAAGAACCUGUUAGUGCUAGAGGCUGUGAAUAGGGCGGAGGUGUAUUUAUGUUGCAUACUCUGGUGGCUCAUUUAUUCUCUUCCAGUCUCGGAGGGGCUUUGGCUUGGCUGGGGUCCCUCAUGCAAUAAUCUCACCAGUCAGCAGACCCCUUCUGGGCAGUACACUCUGUCAUGAGUAUGGCUGGAUACUUGUCACUAAUUCGGUCAUUCAGGAGCAGCGCAGGCCCUUUGUAUAUUCUGGGCUGCUUUUUAUAUAAUUUGUUUUCUUCAAUGUAAACCUUGGCAGCUACAAUACUAUUUAUGAAGUUUUGUCACAUUGUAGUGUUUCUAUUAAACAACUUUAAGAGUA
Messenger RNA from Megalops cyprinoides (Indo-Pacific tarpon), 1314 nucleotides. Its product is annotated as histone H3.3A. The coding region runs from base 144 to 554 and encodes 136 amino acids. Lineage: Eukaryota; Metazoa; Chordata; Actinopteri; Elopiformes; Megalopidae. The record is from RefSeq and is a predicted model, not a curated record. Gene Ontology annotation, cellular component: nucleosome. The transcript has 4 exons. Gene Ontology annotation, molecular function: structural constituent of chromatin; protein heterodimerization activity; DNA binding.